AUGCGGGGAAAAGCUAGGCAAGGAAUCCCAUGGACUGUAGUGGUAAAAAAAAGUAUUUAUUAUCCUUACAACUCAUGCAGAGUUGGACAUGGAGAAGAUCGAGCAGCUGCUUUUGAGUUUGAUUUGGCAAUAUUCUCUCCUUUGAUCAAGCUAGAAGCAAUUCUAAAUAUUGUAAAAGAAGGUGGCUAUGAUCACAAGGUGAAUGAAACUGUAAACGUUGUAACUGCAAAAACAACAGAAAUUGGAAAUAGGACAUGGGGGAUGAUGAAAGGGGUAAUGGCAAUGGCUUCACAAAAGGUCGAGGAGUACACUAAAGAAGGCUGGAACAAUGACAACUGGCAACGAAAUGAUAGUCAGAGUAAUGGAUAUUAUCAAGAGUUCAAUAAGCAGGAAAAUAAAGGAUGGAAUUCUUCUCCUGGUGGACAAUCCUCGAGUGGGCAUCAUAAUUCUUAUAACUCAAGUUCUUGGGAUGACUGGGACCAGAAAGACAACAGGAAGGAAGAUAGCAUAAAGUCGCCUGCAUCGCAUAGCAGUGAUGGUUGGGCAGGUUGGGACGAUGCCAAAGAUGAUGGAUAUGAUGAUAAUUUCCACCAUAGCACUCCCAGUAAGGAAUCCGCUAGUCACAAUGGAAAGUCAGAUGCCUCAUGGACGGGGGAGGCUUUCUUUAGUUCUCGAACUGAUGCUUGGCAGGCUGCAACGAUGACAGAAGUGAUGAAUAUGAAUUUACACUACGGUGCAGCAGAUUAG
This is a messenger RNA of Dovyalis caffra, 747 nucleotides long. The record is from the annotation of a GenBank genome assembly. Lineage: Eukaryota; Viridiplantae; Streptophyta; Magnoliopsida; Malpighiales; Salicaceae.